AUGCGCAGCGGAGGUUCGUCCUCCGGCUGGGUUGGAAGACGACGUGUGGCGAAAGCUAAACUCGCCGUGGCAGGGUUACUUAGUUUGGGUAAAAGUCUUUUUGCCACUCCAGCAAAUCCACUGCCUCAGUACCCUGCACACUGGGCCCUGCCGUCUCAGACGUCGGACGGUAUGGCGACCGGCGACGCACGCACGACUCGCCAUGGAGACUGUCUCAGACUGUGUACUUACAAUGCGGGAACAGUGUGCACAGAUACUGACCUGCAUGCCCUUCUCGGAGCUGCAGAGCGUAUCAAAUUUCACGUGAUUGUGCUUCAGGAGGCCAAGUGCAGAAGGAGCGACGUACCACAGAUAAGUUACGGUACCCUCGUCAUUCGUGAAGAGACGGUUCCGUCACGAAGUGUAGACAGUGUUGGUUUUGUUGUGCACCCAUCUGUCGUCCAUCUCGUCGAUUCAAACGAGAUCCUGUCACGCGUUCUACGAGGAGCUGGAGGACGUGAUCCGGAACAAGAAGUCCUUCUAUGA
Necator americanus (New World hookworm) is the source of this 525-nucleotide messenger RNA. RefSeq lists its product as uncharacterized. The record is from RefSeq and is a predicted model, not a curated record. NCBI's taxonomy places the organism in Eukaryota, Metazoa, Nematoda, Chromadorea, Rhabditida, Ancylostomatidae. Bases 1 to 525 code for a protein of 174 amino acids. The transcript has 3 exons.